GUACCUCCAUCCCAAAGCAGCAAGAAGCGGCAGACUCCGAACCAGCCUGAGACCCUUCACACCUCACCAUGCUCUGCUUUAUGCUAUUAACGCUGUUCGCUGUGGUGUCAGCAGACCGGCAGCCCCGCAGCUGCGGCACCUGCGACCCGAGUAAGUGUGCGCCGCUGCCGGCCGACGGCUGCUCCUCCGGGACGCUGCUGGACGCGUGCGGCUGCUGCGAGCUCUGCGCGUCUGGUGUUGGAGAGCCGUGCGGGGGACGCGGAGUCUCACUCAAGCGAUGCGCGUCCGGACUCGAGUGCGUCAAGAACGACAAAGACAAGAAAAGCAAAUCAGGGGUCUGCAUUUGCAAAAGCAACUAUCCCGUAUGCGGCACUGACGGCGUGAACUAUAACAGCGGCUGUGAGCUGAAAGCAGCAAGUGUGAAAGCGGUGAAGGAGGAAAAACCCGAGAUUAAGAUUCGGAACAAGGGAAAAUGUGCUCAAGCACCAGUUAUUGUAACAGCUCCAGGAGAGGUAUGGAACGUGACCGGCUCGCAGGUCUUCCUAAGCUGUGAGGCCACAGGGAUACCAACACCUGUACUCACCUGGAGAAGGGUAUCUAACAGCAAAGACAAGACUCUUCCACUCCCUGGAGACAAAGACAACCUUGCCGUCCAGACCCGCGGAGGCCCGGAAAAGCAUGAGGCCACUGGCUGGGUGCUAAUAUCUCCACUUACCAAGGAUGAGGACGGCUCCUACGAGUGUCACGCUAGCAACAUUCAGGGCGAAGCCUCGGCCGUGGGCACCAUUCACGUGGUGGACUCCAUCAAUGACAUUCCUCCCAAAAAGGUGACAGAGAGCGAGCUGUAAGAGGAUGUGGACUCAGAGAUGUAAACAAAAAAAAAAAAAAAAAAAAAAAAAAAAACUACGCCUGUGCACUGAUAACAAGCAUCUAGCCCAAUCACUGCUCACCGCUUGAACCACAAACAGCAACUCGCACAUGGACACUUUAUACCACAGAUGUUGUUUAAAGACACAAAAAUUCAGACCCUGACAUUUCUCCAUUCACACACUUUACUUCGGUCUACAUCAUGUCUGCAUGCAAACAAACUUCGAUAUUGUAAAGCGCCAACCGGGACGACCAUCAGAUUGAUUUUUGAAGAGAUACACAAGAAUGCAAACAUUCAGGCACGCGCAACUCAUACAGCACAUCAUAUCGUAUUCAAACGCGCAUUCAUGUGAAGGCACUCAAAUAGCUCGUCUCCACUUAUAUGCAUGUUUUGCUUCUCUUUGUUAUUAUUUCAAGAUGUUUUUGAACAUACAAAUUGUACUCAUUCCUAUAGUUCUUUUCUUCUGGUUGACGUUUGUGGUGCUGAAAAACAAUUUUGAGCGUCAACAGUUUCUGCACAAUUUGUAAGACUUUUAGAUGCUGUUCCUCCAAGGUUCAGUUAAAACAGCUUUAAGACUACUUAAAUCAGGGUUUCUCAAAUGUUUUACGAGCCAGAAAUCAUACUUAUUUCAUUUUAUCUAACUAGAUUUUAUUAAAAUUAAAAUAAUAAACCAAUUACCAAUUAAAAUGUACCUUUUUUUAUAUAUAUACCUUUUUUACUUACUUGAGACCAACUUUGGUCCUACUUUUGGUUCUCUGAGCUAAAUAUAGCAAAAACUGACGUGAAAGAAAGUUAAUACCAUGAAAAUUUCACUAAACAAGUCACAACUUCUCUAGUUAAGUAGAGGAUUUAGUUAAAUUUGUUUGGGUGUUAAGAAUGAAUACUUCCCGUUGGUUCCUAAAUUACAGUAAAAUUACAUGUUGUCCUCUAAAAGUCUGAGCAUCUAAUGCAUCUGUUUAUAUGUUUUGAUAUUUGUAUAACACUAAUGAAUAAAGAUCUGCUUAAAGAGGGA
Labeo rohita (rohu) is the source of this 1880-nucleotide messenger RNA. It is a transcript of the gene igfbp7, whose product is annotated as insulin-like growth factor binding protein 7. The transcript has 5 exons. Bases 69 to 848 code for a protein of 259 amino acids. Gene Ontology annotation, biological process: regulation of signal transduction; regulation of cell growth. Gene Ontology annotation, cellular component: extracellular region. NCBI's taxonomy places the organism in Eukaryota, Metazoa, Chordata, Actinopteri, Cypriniformes, Cyprinidae. The record is from RefSeq and is a predicted model, not a curated record. Gene Ontology annotation, molecular function: insulin-like growth factor binding.